AUGCUGCGACGGUCUGCGCAUGGCCCCCCUUGGGGAGUGGCGCGAUCUUCUGUCGCGAUAACACCCCGAAACGGAUCGCAAAAAUUCUAUAUCAGAAACACUGAGUUUACCUCACACGUACAUACAGCAGCGCAAAACGAACGGAAGAGCAUCAAGUCACUCUCUGUACCCUCCACUGCGAGAUUCAACGAGAUCGGCGUCCAACAGCUCAGCGACCACGUACACUCUCAAAUAUUCCUGAAUAAACCAACUCCCCCGGAUCAAAAGCUUGUUGCUUUAUCGAAAGACCACUUGUCUCGUCAUGAAUUGCUCGGCAAAUCCCAAGAGGCCGCGGAGCCUAUCGCAUUCGAUUUUCCACCCCUGGUCGGGCAGACUUUGGACGAACAUUUCCAUAAAUUGGCUAUGGAUGCAUCGGAGCCGUAUCUCAGCAUCGCUAAGUCUUACGCAACGAUAAACGCGCCACAGAUGCCACGGAAAUGGGCAAGACGAAGUGGGUGGACUAAGUAUAAUAGCGAUGGCUCGUGGGAAGCAGUCGAUGCGCCUGACGAAUCUGCCUUGACCUUUGAUACGGAAGUUCUGUAUAAACAGAGCCCGUUUGCUGUCAUGGCAUGUGCAGUCAGCCCUACAGCAUGGUACGCCUGGCUUUCGCCGUGGCUGCUUGGCGAAUCAGAGAAUGAUCGCCAUUUGGUGCCUUUAGGUGAUAUGUUUAAGCCGAGAAUCAUCGUCGGACACAACAUUGGUUACGAUCGAGCACGAGUACAGGAGGAAUACAAUAUCAAACAGUCGCGCAACUUCUUUGUGGAUACCAUGUCUCUUCACGUGGCAGUUAACGGAAUGUGCUCUCAGCAGCGCCCAACCUGGAUGCGACAUAAGAAGAAUAGAGACCUGAGAGAUAAGGUUGCGAAUGAUAAUAAUGCUGUUGAAUUGUCGGCGUUGCUUGAGAGCAAAAUGCUCAGCGAAGAAGAGGAGGAGUUAUGGGUUGGAAGAAGCUCGGUUAACUCGCUACGAGAUGUCGCCAAAUUCCAUUGCGAUGUGACAAUCGACAAAUCGCAAAGAGAUUACUUUGGAGAAUUGGACAAGGACGGAAUUCUGAGCCGGUUGGACGAGCUUCUGGACUAUUGUGCCGCUGAUGUUGCAAUCACUCACCGAGUCUAUAAGAAGGUUUUCCCCAAUUUUCUCGAGGUAUGUCCUCAUCCUGUCAGUUUUGGUGCCUUGCGCCAUCUUUCAUCAGUCAUCCUGCCGGUCAACGAAACCUGGGAGCAAUAUCUCCAAAAUGCCGAAAACACGUACCACAAACGUCUCGACGAUGUUCAGAAACGUCUGCUUGUGCUUUGUGAUGAAGCGCUGAAAAUCAAAGGUGAUCCUGAACAAUACCAGAAUGAUCCAUGGCUACGUCAGUUGGAUUGGUCUGGUCAAGAAAUCAAAAUGGUCAAAGGUAAAAAGAAAGGAGACCCUCCUCGUCCAGCAGCAAGGCAGAAAAAACCCGGCAUGCCGAAGUGGUAUAAAGAUCUUUUUCCUACCAGCAACGCCGAUAUCAGUCUCACAGUUAGAACCCGGAUUGCACCAAUUUUGCUAAAGUUGUCGUGGGACGGUCAUCCACUUAUAUGGUCUGAUAAAUUCGGUUGGACUUUCAGAGUUACGCUAAAGGAGGCUCUCGAUUAUCAAAAUCAGCCGGUCACUCAAUGUGAUAUGAACGAAGAAACGAACUUGGAACUUCGAGACGACACAAAACACAUUUAUUAUAAGCUACCGCACAAGGAUGGACCGCAGGCUCGGUGCAUCAAUCCCCUAGCCAAAGGCUAUCUUACAUAUUUUGAGCGGGGUACAUUGUCAUCAAAAUUUGCGCUCGCCAAGGAGGCCUUGGAGAUGAAUGCGUCGUGUUCAUACUGGAUCAGUGCUCGCGACAGGAUCAUGAGUCAGUUGGUCGUAUAUGAAGAUGAUUUGAAGCACCGAAAGACGUCCAAGAAGGAUCUCGGUUUCAUUCUCCCUCAGAUCAUCCCGAUGGGUACCAUCACCCGCCGUGCCGUGGAAAAUACGUGGCUCACUGCCAGCAAUGCCAAGGGUAACCGCGUUGGUUCUGAAUUGAAGGCGAUGAUAAAGGCCCCGCCAGGGUAUGUGUUUGUUGGCGCCGAUGUUGAUUCUCAAGAGUUAUGGAUCGCCAGUCUGGUCGGUGAUGCACAAUUUCAGCUCCAUGGAGGCAAUGCCAUUGGUUUUAUGACCCUGGAGGGUUCCAAAGCAGCUGGGACCGACCUGCAUUCACGAACUGCGUCCAUCCUCGGCAUCUCUAGAAAUGAUGCCAAGGUCUUUAAUUAUGGACGUAUAUACGGCGCUGGGCUGAAGUUUGCUUCUACUUUGCUUCGCCAGUUCAAUCCUACCCUAACUGAAAAAGAGACCAGUCAGAUCGCUUCAAAGUUAUAUAAAGAAACCAAAGGGACCCGUACCACACGCAAGCUUCUUAAUGACGGACCCUUCUGGCGCGGUGGUACCGAGUCAUUUGUUUUUAAUAAGUUGGAAGAGUUUGCUGAGCAGGAACGACCACGCACUCCAGCGUUGGGCGCUGGUAUCACUGAAGCACUCAUGCGUCGCUUCAUCAACAAGGGUAGUUUCAUGACAUCGCGAAUCAAUUGGGCCAUUCAGUCCUCUGGCGUUGAUUAUUUGCAUCUCUUGAUUACGGCUAUGGACUUCCUCAUUCGACGCUUUAACAUCGAUGCUCGAUUGGCUAUUACCGUGCAUGACGAGAUUCGUUAUCUUGUUAAGGAGGAGGAUAAAUACCGUUCUGCGAUGGCUUUACAAAUUGCGAAUGUCUGGACCCGUGCCAUGUUCUCGCAGCAAGUUGGCAUUGACGAUCUUCCACAAUCAUGUGCAUUUUUCUCAGCCGUCGACAUCGAUCACGUUCUCCGCAAAGAAGUGAACAUGGACUGCGUGACACCAUCUCAUCCGACCAAGAUUCCGCACGGAGAAAGUCUCGAUAUCAAUCAGCUCAUAGAGAAGGGAGAGAGUGCAUACCUCGACCCUUCGAUCAAACCGACUUUGCCUCCUAGCCCUGAUAACUAUCCAUACACGCCCAGAAAAUCAGUCAUGUCGGCUCUUACAUCUUCCAACGACAUUGCUUUCAUCCAAGCUCAGAUUACCAACGAUGACAAGGAGCUGCGUGACAUCAUCAAGGAAAAAUCAGCAACCAUCACAAAGACCAAAGUCUCAAACCGUCAAAGAACUGUGCCGAMCCCUGUAGGCGAGCCACAGCGAGCUUUGCUCAUGGAAGACUGGAACAGCUAUAAUCGCCAACAUUAUCCCAGCAGUUCGAGACAAACCCCCUUUCCCUUCUCAAAGAACUCAUUCAAGCCUCGCCCGACAGUGCGUGCGUAA
Talaromyces amestolkiae is the source of this 3366-nucleotide messenger RNA. RefSeq lists its product as uncharacterized. The record is from RefSeq and is a predicted model, not a curated record. Bases 1 to 3366 code for a protein of 1121 amino acids. Gene Ontology annotation, molecular function: DNA binding; 3'-5' exonuclease activity; DNA-directed DNA polymerase activity. Lineage: Eukaryota; Fungi; Ascomycota; Eurotiomycetes; Eurotiales; Trichocomaceae. Gene Ontology annotation, cellular component: gamma DNA polymerase complex; mitochondrion. The transcript has 2 exons. Gene Ontology annotation, biological process: mitochondrial DNA replication.